This is a messenger RNA of Exophiala dermatitidis NIH/UT8656, 1869 nucleotides long. RefSeq lists its product as uncharacterized. NCBI's taxonomy places the organism in Eukaryota, Fungi, Ascomycota, Eurotiomycetes, Chaetothyriales, Herpotrichiellaceae. The coding region runs from base 1 to 1869 and encodes 622 amino acids. Gene Ontology annotation, cellular component: endoplasmic reticulum; Golgi apparatus. The transcript has a single exon. Gene Ontology annotation, molecular function: protein-cysteine S-palmitoyltransferase activity. The record is from RefSeq and is a predicted model, not a curated record. Gene Ontology annotation, biological process: protein targeting to membrane; peptidyl-L-cysteine S-palmitoylation.
AUGCCUUCCUACUCGAGUCCCUCACCAUCACCUCCGCCAACAACAUCCUCCGGCCGACGAGUGCGGUCUUGCGCCCGAAAAUGCGAACGCGCGUGCUGCACCGUCGCCACAUACUUUCCACUUGCCUUUGUGUACGGAUUAUCGACAUGGGCUGUGUGGGUGGUUGGGUCGAUUGGAUUCGGAAGCCAACGAACUAGUCAUACAUGGUGGCUCAUACAGGGCAUUUGCGGCCUAGGAAUCAUUUUCUACGCCCUCGCAAACCUGUCGUAUACGGUUGCGGUCUUCACCGACCCGGGGUCACCAUUACAGGACUCCUCCUCCAAAUCCAAAAAGGGAAGGGGAAACUAUUCGGUCCUACCGACCACGGAGUCCGAGCAUCCAGGGUUGGCCGCCAACAACAUUCAGACCAUCACGGUGUCUUCAACCGGUGCGGCGAGAUAUUGCAAGAAAUGUCACACACCCAAACCAGACCGGACACACCACUGCUCGACAUGUGGCCGAUGUGUGUUGAAGAUGGACCACCAUUGUCCUUGGCUGUCCACCUGUCUCGGUCUCCGCAAUUACAAGGCCUUUGUACUGUUUCUGAUCUACAUAUCCCUCUUUGCCUGGGCCAGUUUCGCCGCUUCGGCCUGGUGGAUGUGGAAGGAAAUGUUCGAGGAAAGUGGGUAUCUGGACGAUUUGGCGCCCGUCAACAUCAUCCUCCUGGCCGUGAUUUCGGGGAUUAUAGGAUUGGUGUUGACCGGGUUUACGGGGUGGCAUAUCUAUCUGUGUAUGAAGGGGCAGACCACGAUUGAAAAGCUCGAAAAGACAAGGUACCUCAGCGGCGUCAGGAGCCGGGUAGAGCGAAAUCGGCAAGAGCAACAAUUGCACAAUCAUCGCAGACGUAGUUCCGAGGGGGUUGCAGAGAGACUGCAACGGGCGGGCGAGCAGAUUCUUGAAUUUCAUGCCAACGCCGUGCCUGGCGCGUCACGCUUUGAAGAGGGCGAAGAGCAUACGUCGCCUGUGCCGAGUGUGUACAAUUCCAAUCACACUCGAGAAGAAGGAUCAUCACAUCAACAACCGCUGAACGACUAUGCUGCCGGUAGUCGUCAAUAUCAUGCUCAGCAUCCUCAUCACAACAACAAGAACAACAAUAACGAUACACCAGCCAUCCGCGCCCUACGACGGACUUACUCCAACAUCGAAGCCGAGCGCGAACGCAACCGGUACGCUGAGUAUCUCGACGACCGGGAAUCCGAAAAACUGCCCAACGCAUUCGAUCUCGGCUGGCGCCGCAACCUGCGCCACGUGUUUGGACCCAACCCGCUUUUAUGGUUCUUGCCCGUCUGCAAUACUACCGGCGACGGCUGGCGGUGGGAAGUCAGUGAGAAAUGGCUGAUUGCUCACCAAGAAGCCAGUAGACGGAAGGAACAGAGAUUAGCAGCGGCGGCGGCGGCGGCCAUGAUGGAGCAUGAUGAUGACAACCGUCACCACUAUGGUCAAGAGUACCACUAUUCUGAUGAUGUGAGGAUGCGUGGCGGCGGCGGUGGUGAUACUGGUGGUAAUGGUGGUCGUGGUGCUGGUAGGCCCAACUACUACUACGAAACCGACCGCGGGAAUUAUCUCAGAGACGGACAAGGAGGCGUCUAUUCCCAGAGCGCCAUGUCGAUGAAACCUCUGCAGAACCACGGCUAUACCGGCGGGAGUACCCUUGGUCGCGCUCGUGGUCGAAGAAGACAGAGGCGCGAUUUUGAUCGUGGCGACACUUUUCAAGUCAGCACGAGCGGCAGUAGAAGCGGGAGCAGAAGCGGAAGUCGGAGUAGAAGCAGUAGUAGAAGCAGUAGUAGUGGCGACAGUAGUGGGGAGAGUGACAGCGAUCACGACAGGUGA